CGCCGAGCAGAAGAGGAGAGCGAGCUGGGGAGAGCGAGGCAAUUUGGAGGGGAGGGCAGGCAGAGUCAGCGGACCCCGCGGCUCUCCUCUCCCAUCGCCCAUCCCUUUUCUCUCUUCUCCUUCUGCUCCCCUCUCGGCCCUUAACUUUCCCCCCGAAAACCCCACUUAGCCAAAGGAAGGAGGUAAGGGGAACCCUUUCCCCUCCCCCCUUCAAAAAACUUUUCCAAGUCCGGAGAAAGCAGGGGACCGAGCGGGCACCCGGCUGGCCAUGGAGCUGCUGUGCUGCGAGGUGGACCGCGUCCGCAGGGCUGUGCCCGACGGCAACCUGCUCCACGACGACCGCGUUUUGCAGAACUUGCUCACCAUCGAGGAGCGCUACCUUCCCCAGUGCUCCUACUUCAAAUGCGUGCAGAAGGACAUCCAGCCCUACAUGCGCAGGAUGGUGGCCACCUGGAUGCUGGAGGUCUGUGAGGAGCAGAAGUGUGAGGAGGAGGUCUUCCCUUUGGCCAUGAAUUACCUGGACCGCUUCUUGGCUGGGGUCCCAACCCCUAAGACCCACCUUCAGCUCCUGGGUGCUGUCUGCAUGUUCCUGGCCUCAAAGCUCAAAGAGACCAUUCCGCUGACGGCAGAAAAGUUGUGCAUUUACACGGACAACUCCAUCAAGCCUCAGGAACUGCUGGAGUGGGAGCUGGUGGUGCUGGGGAAAUUGAAGUGGAACCUGGCGGCCGUCACUCCUCAUGACUUCAUCGAGCCCAUCCUCCGCAGGCUGCCCCAGCCCAGUGAGAAGGUGUCUGUGGUCCGCAAGCACGCACAGACCUUCAUUGCUCUGUGCGCCACCGCAGACUUCAAGUUUGCCAUGUACCCACCAUCGAUGAUUGCAACUGGAAGUGUGGGAGCCGCCAUCUGUGGGCUGCAGCAGGAUGAAGAAGUGAGCUCGCUCACCGGCGAUGCCCUGGUGGAGCUGCUGGCCAAGAUCACCAACACCGACGUGGAUUGCCUCAAAGCCUGCCAGGAGCAGAUUGAGGAGGUGCUGCUCAGCAGCCUGCAGCAGUUCCAGCAGGCGCAGGGGGAAGGAUCCAAGUCGGAGGAUGAACUGGACCAAGCCAGCACCCCUACAGACGUGCGGGAUAUUGACCUGUGAGGAUGUCAGUCGGGCCGCAUGGGAGAGACGUGUUCACAUCUGCUCUCUCCUUCUCUCUGGUUGUUUUGCUCUAUGUUUUAGGAUGAAACUUAAAAAAAAAAAAUUCUGCCCCCAUCUAGAUCAUUGAAAAGUCUUUUAGAAGUGAGAGAAAAAGGUCCUAUAUAACCAGAAUGAUUAAAAGCAUUUGGUGCCUAUUUGAAGUACAACAGAAGAGAAUCCCUUGUGUAUUCGAACAGUUAUUGUUUGGUUAUGUUAAAAGUAAUAGUAAAAUGCUUAUAGGAAAACUGCAGAGUAGCUAGAGAAAAUGUAUGCCUGCAAUAUGGGACGAAUUAGAGGAGGCUUUUUUUUUUCAUGUUAUAAACUAGCACAUGAUACACCUCUACUAGGAUAAUUUCAAGGAACUGCAUAUGCCAUUUAUGGCGUGAUUAGAUUGCAAAGCCAUGAGCUCGAGAAGGAAUUAGAAACAAGGAGGGACAUGGUGGGGAGGGAGGAGGCAGCAGUCUCUCAACGUGACUGAACCAAUUUGGAUGUAGAAGCACUUUUGGUCUCGACCACCUGUUACAAGUCAGGAGCAUUGCUGGAUCUCUAGUUGGGAACUCUUGCUGUCUACAGUAGCUGCUACCUAAAAAAGAUGUUUUACUUUUCAGUUGGACACAGGUGAUUAGAUCCUGGGUUUUACGUUUUUUGACAUCUUGCUUCUCCUUCCAAACAUGGUUCAUUGCACCCAUCACCAUAUUUUGUCUAAAGGGGCAGUGUGGCUCUGGGCCAUUACCAAAACUCAUAUGAAAUGAAGGCAGAUGGAGACCAGGGGUGGGUGGGAUCUGGAGUGGAAUCGUUCAAUGCAUAAAGAGAGUAAUGUGACCUUGGCAUCCCUUAUUAGGAGAAAACUAAUUUUUGGUGCUGAUUGGCAUGUCUGGUCCACAGUUUAGUGUUGUUAUAAACCAUUCCAUUCGCAAAGCACUUUGAAAAACUUGUUCCUGAGGGAUAGAUGGGAUGGUUUAUGCAAAUUAUGCUGAACAGACUCCUCCCUUCUUUGGUGCCCUCCCCCGCCAGUCUUGGUAUUGUUCGCUUCUGGAUUCUGACAUCCUCUGGUACAUAGUUCUGGUGUCCCUACUAGGACUGAAGAGACACAACCCUUUCCGCUGACAUUCCCAUCACAACAUUCCUCAGAAAAGCCUGAAAACAAAGAUCUGUUACCAUUUUGAUGGCAUGUAAGGAUCUUAAUUCCCACCUAUAUACUUCCCCUUUGGACAUGGAAAGAAAAGUUAUUGCUGGUGCAAAGACAGACAGCUAAACAUCAGUGUGACAUUGUGUUCCCUUUUCCGUUUUUUGUUAAUUUCAUUGCAAAGUUGUAUUCAGUGUACUUGAAGUUUUUCCUCUCCACUUCUUAAACACAUUCAGUUAGCAAAGAGGUUGGAGCAACAAGUUUUGGGGUUUUUGUUUUGUUUUGUUUUGGGUUUUUUUUUUGUUGCACAAUUAUAAUUGACAGGUGAUGAAGCUAUUUGUUAAAAUAUUUGCCUGUUUUAAGUAAGAAGAAAAAUCAGAACAGGGCUGCUUUGAAGAAUUAUACACAGAUUCUGCCUUGUUUCAUAGUAUGAGGGGUUGAAGAUGGUGAAAAAUCUAAGGGUCUCUCUUUCAUUUUAUUGUUCAUUUUUUUAUUAUUUUUUUUUUUGCGCUGCUAAGAAGCUAAAAUCAUCCAUCCUUAUUCACAUUAACAGUACCUAGCUGUAAUGUUUUUCACAGUGUGCUGCUAUUUUAUAAACAUUUUUAUAAUAUAUUAUUUUACUGCUUAAACUCCAAGUCCCAAAGUAGAUGGUUAAGAUAAGAGUUCCUUGUACUGGAAAAGCCCUUCCAUAGCUUUUCUUCUAGUAGCGUAUUCACAGUUGGUUGUUUUUUUUUCCUUUUCGGUUUUUUUUUUUUCUCUCUCUGAUCACAUUCUUAUAAGACAGAGUGUUCUUUACCUCAGGUUUACUGGACAAAAUCAGUAGCUACAAAAGAAAGCGAUUCACAGUUUUGUUUUCAUAAUACCUCACAGCCAUACAGUUUCUGUGUGGGAGCCCGUGAGUGCGGGGGAAGAGGGCGGGGCGAGGCUGCAGGCCUCCCCCCUGGCAGGCGAGUGGGUUUGGCCCCGGGUCUCACACCCAGGGACCUUUUCAGUCGUGAAGGUCAUCGGGCUUCCAUUUUGACUCUGGUAUCCUCCUCAUGAUGGAAAAAAUACAAUUGAACCAAGGGAUUUCCCUCCCCCCGCAGCAGACAUUCAGCACAGACAUUUACGCAGUGGGCAAGAAGUUACUGUACUUAGGUAUCAGGAGACAGGCUGAGAAUUCCAGCAGGCUACUUGGAGACCCUCAUCUUACAGCCCUUUCCAAAGCAGGGCUUUCGUCGCUAGGGUCCUCUCAUCUUGCAAGGACCUUUCCCUUUCUGUCCUUCCCUGACGCCAGCAUCCCCAGUUCACAGUGAUGACAGAGGUUUUUCUAGGUCUGAGUCUGCAGCGCGCAGUGCUGCGGGGAUGUGUUCCCCCACUUGUCUCUGACGGGGGCGGCAAGGCCAGGUCAUUGGCUAAGCAGCACUCAGUGUUUUCUAGGCUUAAAUCGCAUUGAAUUGGCAUGAUUGGAAAAAAUAGGUCAGAUGAUUACUGGAUGGUAGUUGAAGGGAGAUGGUGAGGCUGCUGCUUUCCAGAGGGUGUUUAGGAGGGUUCAGGAUUUGGUGAGAUAGUAUAACCCUAAAUUCUAGGGAGUUUCUGGUGGGGUACCGGGUGGUGAAUGCUGAAGUUCUGGAGAGGAAGGCUGAGCAGGCGGUCUUUUAUCAAGAGCCCACUUUGCACGGGACACUCUUCUGGGCCCUGAGGGGUUCCCUAGAACAGAAGGAGGUGUGGUCCCCAGAGCUCUUGGGUGUCUUGGAGCCUAAAGACAAAUUGAGGUACAAAUUAUUCCAUAGUGACCCACCAGCCCUUAAGCUCAGAUGGGAGAAGCAGCAGGUGAGAGAACCUGACAAGGAAGGAAACAGGCCAACAGGCUCCCGGCAGCCUGUAGCUUUCCACUUCUCCUGAAGCCCCCGGAUGCCACCGGGGCCUUCUAGCCUUUUCUAGUUCCUGUCCUGCAGCCUCGUGUGCUAGGUGUGAGGCUGCUGAUGGGGAAGGUGCUAGGUUGUCUGGCUUUUCCUGACUUUCCUCUCCUUUAAACAAAAGAAGGAACUCUGAUUGUUUAAGUGGCCGAUACCCUCUCCUUGGAUCUUGGUUUCCUCGGUAGGAGAUUUUGUCUUGGAGAAGCUCAGUUCUCGUGAUUUAUUUUUUUUUCACUUCCUGCUCAAGGGGUUCCAAACCUGUUCUGAUCUUUUUCUACCUUUAAACAACAACAAAAAAAUCUCUACUUCCUCCUCUCUGUUUUUGUUUUUCUCCAUCAGUGGGGCCUAAGUUGGUCCCCUAGCCUGCCAAAUUUUGUUCCUUCCCCUAUUUUGGCCAAAUCCUAGUGGGGAAAAUCCUAGUAUGCCAAAAAUAUAUGCUAAGCAUAAUUUAAUUCUGUGCGGGUUCAUAUCAGCUAAGAAGCCUGUAGGUGGAAGCAGGGGAUGGAUCCCCCAGCAGAAGGUGUCCCACGUACUGAGGGAGCAGCUCCUCAGAGAACAGGCUGCUCUUAGAGGAGUCUAUGCUGGAACUGCCCCAGGACCCCGCAGAAGGGCUCCCCACGUCUUCCAGCCAGGUCCUCCUUGGUCUAUUGUGCUUUGUACAAGAGGCUCAGUUCUGCCUCCUAUCAUCUUGACCAGGGGCACGCAUGGCUCGGAAACCCGCAGGGGCUUAAGUGGCAUGGCCGGGGGAGGAAGCAACCCUGACUGCAUUACCCUGACUGCAAAGCCCUCGCUAGCAGGGUGGGCUUUGCUUCUGAGGGAGCUUUGGCUUUCCUGCAGUCCAGCCCCUUUAGGGCCUCUCCACACUGCCCUGGGAGCUCUGGGACGGACAGGUUAAGAAUAUUAGGCAGGAUUGGAUGACUUCUGAAAGAGGGCAGGGGAAUUUUCUCUCCAUGGGCCUAAGGGGGCAGGGCUGGGAGAAGAAAUAGACUUGCACCUUAUGUCAUGUAAAUAAUGAUUUUCUAGUUCAAGAAGAUGAUAUGGGUAGUGUGGGAAUGGGAGGUAGGGAUGGGGAGGAAGUCUGAGUAAGCCAGUGGGCUUCUAAGCCAAAAGGAUUCCUUUUGUUUAUCUUUGAGACAGUCCAACCCUGAGAAUAGCUUUAAAAGGGAAAUUAAUGCUGAGACAGUAAAGUCCCCUUAAGCCAACAAACUAGCUAUAGAAUGAGUGCAGGCUUCUACUGGUGUGGGCUUGGACCAGUUUUCAAGAGCCGCUCAUGCCAUUUGUCCAUUUGUACAAAAUAGGGCAGGAAGACUCGAGGAUGUUAAUAACUUCCUCACGCCAUGUGGCUUUUCAUGAUUCUAGACUCUAAACCCAGAACAUCAUUCAGCCUACAUUUCUCAGAACUAUUCUCCUACGUUUGUGUGUCUCUACUUUAGGCUUGGCUGGGCUAUCAGAUCCGAUUCUUGGCUCAGGUUCCAAGAAGCCAUCAGCAAAUGUAUCCAUGCAUGCUGUAGCCGCAUCAUUUAUUCCUUUGCCUGCAGCCUACUUUGGGGAAAAAAGUGCCUUACUGAGUGUAGCCAUUAUAGUAUCCAAUGUAUUUUAACAGGUGCCUGUCCUUUAAAAAAAAAAAAAAAAAAAAGGUGGGUUUUUUGGGUUUUCUUUUUGUUGUUGGUUUUUUUUUUUUAAAUGGGUUUCAGUUCUUAUUGCUGGCCAACUCUUAAAUCACCAGCAAACCACCGGGCCAUUGGAUUUUUUCCAUUAUGUUCAUUACCCUUGUAUCAUGUACCUCAGAUCUCUCUCUCAGUUACAGUUUCUUGUCUUGGACUUCUUUUAUUAUUAUUAUAACUUUUUUUUUGCUUUAAACGAGUGUGAUGCCAUAUCGAGUCAAUGUAAUUCUCUCACAAUGUACUCUAUAAGAGGUGUGGGUGUUUAUUUGGUCGGGAUGCUAGCAAGUGCUAAAGUAGCAUGAUCAGUAUGAAAAGGUUUUUAGGAAGCUUGGAAAAUGUUUUAUUGGUUAUGAUGGUGACAUGGUAUAGUCAGCUGCCUUUGAAGAGGUCCUAUCUGUUCGGUGUUAAGUGAUUUUAAGAAAUAGUAACCUGUUGUUCUGACUAGCUUAAAGAUGGAUUUGGAAAUGGUUUUGGAUGCGAUUAGGUAAUGCUAUUUGGACAAUAAACUCACCUUGACCUAAA
Miniopterus natalensis is the source of this 6390-nucleotide messenger RNA. RefSeq names its product cyclin D2 (gene CCND2). The record is from RefSeq and is a predicted model, not a curated record. NCBI's taxonomy places the organism in Eukaryota, Metazoa, Chordata, Mammalia, Chiroptera, Miniopteridae.